AUGAAUAGCGUCAAAGCUGAAAAAAUUGAAGAGGAGGAAGUUCAAUUUUUGGAAGUUGAAGAUAAGAAAAUUAAAACCGAGAAAAUUGAAGAGGAGGAAGUUCAAUUUUUGAAAGUUGAAGAUAAACUUGAAGCUAGGAAAGCUUUAGCUGAGAAAAUUGAAGCUGAGAAAGCUUUAGUUAAGGAAAUUGAAGCAAGGAAAGCUUUAUCUAAGCAACUUAGAACUAUAAGACGUAGGCAAAAGAAAGCUAAAGCUGAGAAACUUAAACGAGAUUCAUCCUAUGAUUCACUACAUGUGAAACAUUCAACUAAGUUUGUCGGAGGAGGAACUGUGGAAUGUGCUACCGUAACAUGGAAAAUAGCCAAUUAUCGGCGCAGAGCACAGAAAGCAAAUGAUGAAAUAAAGAGUCGUGAGUUCUAUUUCUCAGAUUCUACUUGGCAGUUGCGUCUCCAUCCGAAUGGAUCAAGACUUCAUAAUAACGUCGGAUAUAUUGGAAUAUAUUUGGAAAAAACUAAUUCCACUGUGCAAAAUCACUUGGAUAGUAUGAAAUUCGGCGUGAGCAUUCGGCGUAAAGAAGGAAAGUUAAAGUGUUUCGCCAGAAGACGGAGAUUUAAAAUAGACAACGAUGACAAUCUAUGUUGGGGAUAUAGAAAUGUACUAAGCAGAGAUGAGGUGCUGCGAAGUACAAGCGAACCUCAGAAUAUAAACACUGAUUCAAAUGCUUUGUAUACAGUGGCCAGUGCACUUUUAUCGAAUGAUUUGUCACCCAUGAAAGAAAGCAUUUCCACAGCAUUAGCUAACGAUUUCGAGACUCUGUACAACCACCCGAACUUUGCCGACGUCACUCUGCAAGUAGGUGAUCACAAGUUCUUGGCCCACAAGCUGGUGUUGAGCAGUCGAUCGGAAGUGUUCGCAGCCAUGCUCCAACACGACAUGCAGGAGAAUCGACAGGACAUAGUUUACCUUGCCCCCAUGGAGGUCGACACUGCCAAGGACAUGCUCCGUUACAUUUACUGCGGCAAAGUGCGCUGGUUGGAUCCCAAAGAUGCUCUCAGCUUGUAUGUGGCAGCGCAUCGGUACAACUUACAAGAACUGGUGCUCCAUUGCCGCUCGAUCAUGCUGAACGGGUUAUCUAUCGACAACAUCUGCAUAUUAAGUUCCGUCGCUGACAUGUAUCAUGACCAGACACUCAUAGACGCCGUGAAAGUGUUUCUGUCGGAAAACACGAAGGAGGUUUUGAAGACGGACGAGUGGAAGCAAUUUGCAAGUGAGAAUCCAAGUUUAGUCCUGAAUUUGAUUCAAUCUGCAAUUUUAAACACUUGA
Molecule: messenger RNA, 1323 nt
Organism: Uloborus diversus
Lineage: Eukaryota; Metazoa; Arthropoda; Arachnida; Araneae; Uloboridae
Product: TD and POZ domain-containing protein 4-like
Exons: 2
Coding region: 1-1323 (440 amino acids)
Biological process (GO): proteasome-mediated ubiquitin-dependent protein catabolic process; regulation of proteolysis
Cellular component (GO): cytoplasm
Molecular function (GO): ubiquitin protein ligase binding
Source: RefSeq, a predicted model, not a curated record